Messenger RNA from Eupeodes corollae, 441 nucleotides. RefSeq names its product molybdenum cofactor biosynthesis protein 1-like. NCBI's taxonomy places the organism in Eukaryota, Metazoa, Arthropoda, Insecta, Diptera, Syrphidae. The transcript has a single exon. Gene Ontology annotation, biological process: Mo-molybdopterin cofactor biosynthetic process. The record is from RefSeq and is a predicted model, not a curated record. Bases 1 to 441 code for a protein of 146 amino acids.
AUGGUUGAUGUUUCACAAAAGAAUAUCACUGAUCGUGAGGCAACAGCCAAAGCUACCGUUGAAGUUGGACCAAAAAUAGCUCAACUCAUCAAAGCGAAUAAUAUGUCGAAGGGUGAUGUUCUCUCGAUCGCCCAACUAGCCGGCAUAAUGGGUGCUAAGAAAACUUCAGAAAUUAUCCCACUCUGUCAUAAUAUAUUUCUAUCAUCGGUUAAAGUUAAUGCAAUUCUUGAUGAGGCAAAUAAUUCGGUAAAUAUUAUGGCUACUGUUCGGUGUACAGGAAAGACUGGUGUUGAAAUGGAAGCCUUGACUGCAUGUUCAAUAGCUGCAUUAACCGUAUACGAUAUGUGUAAGGCUGUAUCCCAUGAAAUAGUCAUUAAGGAUGUAAGGCUGUGUGAAAAAUCUGGUGGAAAACGAUAUUUUAAGCACAAUAAUGAUUUGUAG